GGAAGCCUGCUCGACGAUGGAAGUGCGCGGCUUCAGGACCAUGGACAGCGUCAGGGGCGUCCUCUGCCUUCUCGGCACGCUGACACGACUCCUCGUGAUGGCUGAGCAGGAGAGUGAAAAUCUUUCGGGACUGUCUACCAACCCGGACAAAGACAUCUUUGCCGUGCGGGAGAAUGGCACGACUUGCCUGAUGGCAGAGUUUGCCGGCAAAUUCGUCAUACCAUACGACGUUCUCGCACUGAAUGGCAUUGAUCUGAUUACAGAGACGGUGAGCGUGCCCCUACCGCGAGGGGCAGGGGUGGAGGGGAGGUGCGGACCCACCGAAGCGGAGCUGCACAUCUUCUGGGCAAAUAACGCCUACAUCUUCCGCCUCUACUUUGUAAAGGAGACGCGACGUGAUAAAUACACGAAAAAGGAAAGCGAGAUCUGGAAGAUUAACCAGGUGCAGUUGGUCUAUGAUACCUCUGAGACGACGCAUUUUAUCAAUGCAUACAAUCCCGGGAAGCACACGGCCAAUUCGCACAAGCUGUCGGCCUUGGUGACGCCGGCGGGUCUCUCCUACGUGUGCACGGCUCAGCAGACCCUCACGCUGCUCUCCACGGACCACCAGAAGGGAGUCACGGUCUCCCUCUCCGACAUCCAGAUACAGCCCUUCGACAUCAAUAGCGACUUCAUGUUCAGUGAAGUCUACAAGUGCAUCACGGACCAGCACGAGCAGUUGGAGGAGACCCUUCCCCUGGUGCUGGGCCUGAUCCUGGCCCUCAUCAUCGUGCUGACCCUCUCCAUCUACCACUUCCACCUCAAGCUCACCGCGCAGGAGCCCCAGCUGCCCCGCGACCGCACCAUGUACAAGAACAUGUGA
Engraulis encrasicolus (European anchovy) is the source of this 862-nucleotide messenger RNA. It is a transcript of the gene lamp5, whose product is annotated as lysosomal associated membrane protein family member 5. The record is from RefSeq and is a predicted model, not a curated record. Lineage: Eukaryota; Metazoa; Chordata; Actinopteri; Clupeiformes; Engraulidae. Bases 17 to 862 code for a protein of 281 amino acids. The transcript is spliced from 6 exons. Gene Ontology annotation, biological process: establishment of protein localization to organelle. Gene Ontology annotation, cellular component: lysosomal membrane; plasma membrane; late endosome membrane.